Cuscuta europaea is the source of this 1322-nucleotide messenger RNA. The record is from the annotation of a GenBank genome assembly. Lineage: Eukaryota; Viridiplantae; Streptophyta; Magnoliopsida; Solanales; Convolvulaceae.
AGUGAUGGCUGGCUAUAUAGUCUGUGCAGCCCAAGAGAAGGAAUUGAAGCUAAGAAGCACACCCCACACCCACACCCACACCCACCCCCACCUUACCUGACCUUAGUUAGCUGCUGCUUCUGCUGCUAUAAAGCUUUGUUACCGUCCCUCGAUCAGUCAAUCCAUCAAUCAAUCAAAUCAGGGAAUUCAAAGUAGAGCUGAGCUUAGGGUCGGGCCGGCCGGCAUCAUCAUCACCAUAUUAAUUAUCAUCUCCUUCACCCACCCAAUCCACCAUGUCUUCUUCCUCCUCCUCCACCACCUCCGAUUUCCUCACCGACCACCACCACCACAACCACCAUCUCUCCCCCUCCGGCGAGGAGCUUUGCUACGUCCGUUGCAGCUACUGUGAGAUUGUCCUUGCGGUGAGUGUUCCUUGCUCAAGCUUGUUCAAGACGGUGGCGGUCCGCUGCGGCCACUGCACCAACCUUCUCUCCGUCAACAUGUGUGCUCUCCUCCUCCAGCCCGCCCAGAACCAGCUCCACCUUCCCCAUUCUUUCUUUUCUCCCCAAACUCUCCUGGAAGAGAUUCGUAACACCCCACCGGGUCUUAAUUUGAUGAAUCAGCCGAACCCGCACGAGUCGAUGCUUCCCAUCCGAGGAUUCGAUGAGCUGCCGAAGCCUCCUGUGGCUAAUAGACCCCCGGAGAAGAGACAGAGAGUGCCAUCUGCUUACAACCGCUUUAUCAAGGAUGAGAUCCAGCGUAUCAAAGCAGGAAACCCUGAUAUUAGCCACAGGGAGGCCUUCAGUGCAGCUGCAAAGAAUUGGGCCCACUUCCCUCACAUUCAUUUUGGACUCAUGCCUGAUCAACCCGUGAAUAAACCCAACGCAUGCCAACAGCAGGAAGGGGAUAAUGAUGUUCUGAUGAAAGAAGGGUUUCUGGCUCCUGCAAAUUUGGGUGUAUCUCACUAUUGAUUUCAGCAUAAUUAUAAUAUUCAGAGGUUUAUGGUCGGUUGAUUACCCACAUAAUCAUCGAUCUUAUGUUUAUCAUUAUUAUUAUAAGUCUCUAAAUUAAACUCAACUGUGAGUGUUUCUUAGCUUGUACGUGGUUGAUUAAUUUGUUGUAUUUCAAGAUCGGCGACUACUACAAUCUUCCAUUGUUAUGGUCGUCGGCAGUUGUUUGUUGUCUUCAUUGCUGAAAAUCAUUUCAUGGUUUGAGAGAAUUUGUAACUCAAUAAGUGUUCGGUUUCUUUUUCGAAUGUUGCCAAUAUGAUCAUCACUGCUAAUAAUCAAACUUUUCCUUAGAACAAUGUUUGUAUAUAUACAUAUAUACAUCUAUGCACAUAU